This is a messenger RNA of Schistocerca gregaria, 6672 nucleotides long. It is a transcript of the gene fbl, whose product is annotated as pantothenate kinase 3. The transcript has 10 exons. The record is from RefSeq and is a predicted model, not a curated record. Gene Ontology annotation, molecular function: pantothenate kinase activity; ATP binding. Lineage: Eukaryota; Metazoa; Arthropoda; Insecta; Orthoptera; Acrididae. Gene Ontology annotation, biological process: coenzyme A biosynthetic process. Gene Ontology annotation, cellular component: cytosol; nucleus. The coding region runs from base 4477 to 5688 and encodes 403 amino acids.
UUUUUUUAAUUUAGACUUAUUAAAAUGUUAUUUCAGCACUUUUAUAUGCGUUUUAGAAGUCUGAAUGCAUUUGCUUUACAUUACUUUAACCACAGCAAAAUUACUGUCAUUUCACAUCUUGAAAUCAGUGAUGUGGACCAUCACAAAUCAAGCACUGCUGCUAUCCAUUCAGUGCCCAAAACUCUUUGUUUGCGCAUCAUACUCCUCCUCCUUCCCCAACCCCAGUCCCACCCUUACAUGGCAUAUUCAAAAGAGGAGGGGGGGGCAAAUAUGGCUAAAUAAAUGUGUUCCUUACCAUUGCACAUCUUCAUGGUUCCAGAAUAUUCUUUCUCUUUCUUCAUGCCUGCACAAACUGCCAAGUUCUUGUGUGUAUAUGUGAGUUCAUUUUUCCCCUCCACUCUAAUUGCAGGUGCUGUCAGUUACUAACUAAACUGCCUCUUGCCAUUGAUGGAUAUCCAUACCCAGUCAGUGUCCAAAACAUUAUCUACCCAUCACAUUCCUCUUCUCCCCUCCCCCCCUCCCCAACCCCUGCCCACUCUCAGAUGGGAGAGACAAAAGGAGGGGAAAUAAAAAAUAGCUAAGUAAACAUGUUUCUUACCACUUCACAGUUUUAUGGUUCAAGAAUGAUCUUCCACUCUGCAACAGAUUUUGCACUGAUUUGAAACUUCUCGAAAAAUUAGAAAUGCAUGCCAGACAGGAACUGGAACAUGAGACGUUUGCCAAUUACUGACAAGUGGAAUGGUUACAGUAUUUUCAAGUCUUGGUCCUACACACAAUUUUAAUAUACCAGGAAGGUUCAGCUUUAUGAUUAUCCUAUACCUUUACUUACUUUUGGGAAUCUCAUUCAUUCCACACCUUUAUGCGCUAAGCUGACAUCUAAUGCUAAAUAGGAUUAUCAAACAAGAUUCUUGUAAUACAGUUUUCAGCUUUUGACACUACAGACUUGCUUCCACAGUAUGUCACUUGAAGACUGUAGCCUAUUUCAGUGUUGAUUGUAGUCUCUGGUCACUGUGAAGGAUGGCCAACUCUCCAUAGGUUUUUCUUUGGCUUCAAGUUGACAGGGGACUGAUGACUUCAGAUGUGAAGUCCCAUAGUGCUCAAAGCCAUUUUCUGAAGUUGAUGAUAUUGUUUGGAAAAGAACCAAAUGUGUCUCAGAUGCAUUGCAUGUGUUCAGUUUCUGUCAUUUAUGUAGUCUGAUGAAAGUAUGCAGUCUGGACUAACAAGUAUGUUGUUAUAGUGUGAAGUUUUCCUCCCACUGAAAUUUGUUAUUCCUCAGGAUAGUGCAUUUGAACCAAAGCUGUUGAUAUUAAAUGUAAUUUUUCAUGCACUCUUUGUGAUGAAAUUUAAGACCAAAUUCUAAUCCAACGGCAAUUAAUUUCAACAGUAUUCUCAUUUUAAGACUGAGAUACUUUGGGAAUAAUUUGAGGAACCCAGUAAAAUGAUGUAGUGCCAUCUUAGGACAGUUUGUUUUCCAUUUCUCUGCACACGAGUCACAUAAUAUACCAUUGACAUUAUUAUUUUUUAGUAUAAAAGGAUGUGGGGUGUCAGCUGUGACUAGUGAUUAGAAGCAUAUGCAUAUCAUAGCUAACUACAAAAAGGGUAACAGAAGUGAACCACAAAACUAUAAUCCAAUGUUAUUAACACUCAUCUGUUCCAGAAUCAUAGAACAUACUAACUCAGAUGUGAUGUGAUCCCGAAAACAAUGUUAAUGUGAAACUCGGUUUGCACUUACCUCACAAGAUAUCCUGUACACCAUGGAUCAAGGCAGUUGGGUAGAUACAGCAUUUAUUAAUCCCCAGUAAGCAGUUGUCUCAGUUCCACACUAGUGACGUUAAUAAAAGUGCUACCAUAUUGGGUAUCAAAUGAAAUUUGUGAAUGGAUUGAGGUUUUCUAGGUAGAGAGGGUGCCGUAUAUUACCUUGGCUGGUGAGUCAUUGACAGAUUUGGAAGUAACUUCAGGUGUGCCUCAAAUGAAAGCUACAAAUUUUCUUUGAGACAUAGGCCUAACUGAUAUUUAUUAACAAGAUGAGAAGUGACACGGCCACUUUGAAGAUAACAGCGAUCUAGAGUUAACCAUAAGCACUGUAUACAGUGACAUGCUGCAGACUCAGGAAUGUGAUCUUUAACAUUAUAUGCAUGAAUCAAAAUAGGAUAAGUAAAAAUGCCAUUAAAAAGAGGUAGACCUUACAAAUGGGUGCACAGUGAAAUGUUAGUUCAAAUUAUAAAUGCUAGCUCUCAAAUAGGUGUGUGCAACAUAUGCAUUACACAAUAAAGUAUAUUGAAAGCAGUUUCUCAGAACAUGAAAAAAGCCACAGGCACAAUAGGCUCACUACUAUUUUUAAUGGGUAUAACUUAUCAUAAUGCUAGCAGUCAUAAAUAUGCACAUUCCUUUUAGAUCAAUCAGAAGAUGAUCAUUAUGAUUGAAACCAGUCAUGGAAUGAAGCAAAUGCUUGUGUUCUUAGGCUGUUGUAGUUUAUACAAGUGUACUGAUUCUAGAUGGUUAAAUUUCUAAAAUUCUGAGGCUAAUGUCAAGAAUAAGGACACUUCUUCUCUGCUGUACAUGGGUUGACAUUAUUGUUUACCCAUUAGAAGUGCAAGAAUAAUUUUUAGUAUCCAGUGAGGGACCAAGGAAAGAGACAGUGUAUACAAUCCAGUCGCAUAAAUAUGGCAACCACCUAUGAUUGACAUCAGCGUGCGAUAACCACUCACAGAUGGCAGGUGACGGCACUAGCUGUGGAGGGUAUAUAAAGUGUAUCACAGGGAUGCAGAAACCGUGCAGUCAUUGCCAUAAUGCGGAAAUGCAGUGACAUACCUGAAGUCCAGAAGAGGAAAGGUCGUUGGCUUUUGGGCCAAUGGUGGAAACAUUUCCGAAACAGCUAAGUUUGUAAACUGUCUGCAUGCCACUGUGGUUAAAGCAUACUGCGCAGGACAAAAUGACGCUAUCUGAAACCGGCACCAAGGCUGUCAUAGUGCACCACAGGCCAAAGCUGACAGAGGUGAAUGAUAGUUGCGGAGAUGUGUACAUGUGAAGAUGUGCAACUAUUUUUGAGCAAAUGACUUCCCAGAUGAACCGAGGAGCUAUCAACAGUAUCUCCUCAAUGGUGGUUUAGCGUCUGUUACUGUGGAGCUCCACAGCAGGCACCUGGUUUAUGGGCCCAUGCUGACUAUUGUUCAUCGGUGAUGAAGACUGGGAUUUGCAUACCAAUACCACAGCUGCGCAUCCACUGAGUGGUGAUAGGUGGCCUUUUCAGAUGCAUCACAUUUUAUGCUACAUCAGACAGAUAUCUGUUGAUGUGUAUGGCAUGAAACCAAAUACCCUGCAGCCAGGAGGGAGUGUUAUGGUCUGGGGAAUGUUUUUGUGGCAUUCCCUGGGUGAUUUCAUCUUUCUGGAAGGCACAAUGGAUCAACAAAGUAUGCAUCUAUCCCCGGGGGGGGGGGGAUCAACUCAUACACACUCUGUUUUCUUUCAGUGUGAUGGCAUCUACCAGCAGGACAGUGCAAUGAGUCACACAGCUUACAAAGUACGUGCAUGACUUGAAGAGCACCAGGAUGAGUUUACGAUACUCACCUGGCCCCAGACUUUCUAAUUUAAACCCAAUCUAAAAUCUGUGGGACCGUCUUGACUGGAUUUUCAACUGAGGUACCUAGUGCAGCUGGGUACAGCACUUGAGUCAAUAUGGCUCCACAUCCCAAUCGAUACCUUCCAGAACCUCAUUGGCACUCUUUCUGCACGUCUUGUGUCGCAAAAGACUUUUUCAAGGUGGUGACAUUAAUGCGACUGGACAUUGUAUAUUGGUACUGAAUUUGUAACCAUUGGAUUUUAAUUAUUUGUGGGUACAUUAUAUUAUGGGGGGUUCUCUUAAAUUGCCACCAGAGAGCUUCAACCUUUUUGUUUCCUACUGUACUGGAAUUAAAGUUGUGUAAUAGCCAGCUGACCUGUAUGUUCCCUGAGGUUUAGGGUAGUUUGGAAUAUGAUACUGUGAUUGUUAAUUUGUGAAGCUAAUGAAUGCAAUGUGACAAACUAUUUUUUGGGUGGAUGGUUUUGGUGACAAGCUUAUCAGCGGUGUAGUCUGAAAUCUAGGUUAGCUUGUAAGGUCACAGGUGGAUUGUGAGCUGGCAAAGACAAUGAAUACUUCGUAUUAUUUGUAUUGUAAUUUUGUUCACUAAGUUAUUUUAUUUGUUAUGGCGAAUAUCCUGUGAACUUUUGGGAUUGUGUUUACAGUGUUUUUCAGAUUUUUGUGGUUAUAUUCAUGUCACAAUUUCAUACAAUCGCUUCAUCUCAUCCCUAUCAAACAUGUCGUCUCCUUUCUGCUCUCCUAUUGGAUGCUUAUAUCCAACAGAUGACCCACCCCUUUGUUUCCUCAUUGCAGCUCAUCGCAAGUGCUACCAACAUUGAUUCUUGAAACACACACACCUGUAAUCCAGACAGAGUUCUUUCCCAGUGUUGUGUCCUUAAUCAAAAAAAUCUGCUGGUUACAUGGGACCACACAGCUGUAAGAACUGCCUGCGUGGCCGUAUUAUGGCUGACACAAACAAAAGCAAAUUUGUAGAAAAUGGAGUAUCUAAUGAUGUAACACAGAAUGGAUUUGGGGAUAUUGAUGGAAUACCUUCUAUGCCGUGGUUUGGGAUGGACAUUGGCGGGACACUAUCAAAGUUAGUAUAUUUUGAACCAAAGGAUAUCACACCUGAUGAAGCUGAUGCAGAAGUUGAAGCAUUAAAGAAUAUCCGAAGGUAUCUCACUAAGAAUUCUGCUUAUGGGAAGACCGGGCACAGAGAUACCCAUUUGCAAAUGGAUAAUGUUAUCAUCAGGAGGAGAAAAGGAACCUUACAUUUCAUCAGAUUUCCAACCAGUGAAAUGGGCAAUUUCCUUGCCCUAGCAAAGGCAAAAGGCAUGGCAACCUUAGUUACAACAGUUUGCGCCACUGGUGGUGGUGCAUACAAAUUUGAAAACAAUUUCCAUCAGGAGCUGAACAUGAAACUGGCAAAAUUUGAUGAGUUGGAUUCACUUAUUAAAGGCAUGCUUUACAUAGAAGCAAAUAAUCCUAAUGAAUGUUACUAUUGGGCAAACCCAACUGAUGAUGAAAAAUGUCAGAAACGCUUAUUUGAUUUCAGUGACCCAUAUCCAUUCAUGAUAGUAAAUAUUGGAUCUGGAGUGAGUGUUCUGGCAGUUUAUGGGCCAGAUAAUUACAAGAGAGUAUCAGGAACAAGCUUAGGUGGUGGUACAUUCCUGGGACUUUGCUGCUUACUGACAGGCUGUAAUUCUUUUGAGGAAGCCAUUGAACUUGCAACUGGUGGAGACAACACACAAGUGGACAAACUUGUGAGAGAUAUUUAUGGUGGAGAUUAUGACAGGUUUGGACUCCCUGGAGACCUUGUUGCUAGCAGUUUCGGUCAUAUGAACUCCAAAGAGAGGCGUGCUAAUGUGUCAAAACAGGAUCUAGCUCGAGCUACUCUGGUAACAAUAACAAAUAACAUUGGCUCCAUUGCUCGUAUGUGUGCAGUUAAUGAGAAGAUAGAUAAGGUAGUCUUUGUUGGCAAUUUCUUGAGGGUAAACCCUAUAUCUAUGAAAUUGCUAGCACAUGCUAUGGAUUACUGGUCAAAUGGGACUCUAAAAGCACUCUUUCUGGAGCAUGAGGGUUAUUUUGGUGCUGUUGGCUGCCUUCUGCAAUUUGACAACAAGAUCAGCUGAGCAUUGUUUUCUGCUAGGCUAAAAGAAGCACAAGCAUUCCUGUGAUGUAUGGAGACUACACUCCCCCUAAAAUAUUCCAGAAACUUAGUCUUAAGUUAUAUAAAAUAUAUGUAAAUACCUGAUAUUAUAAUUGCCCGAGUGAUAUGGAGAAACUUGUUAUUCUCCUUUACUGCCAGAGUAUUGCGGCUUUGUAUAAUUAUUGCACAUACAAAAUGAACCACGCACUAUAUUUUUUCAGUGCUAAUGUACAUUCGAUAGUUAAAAAUUGGGGUUUUGUAGAACUAUAUUACCAAUACAAUAAUAACUGUCGUGUUUAUAGUUAUCAUUGCAGUUUAUUGUCAUUUCUGUAACAGUGUCCAGAGCACAUAACAAAAGCAUUUUCUGCAUUAUGAUUGUAGUUUUGUAUACCUUAUAAUACUGUACAAUGUCAGUGGAAUCCAUUGUUCGCAUAAUCGAACUCCUUAACUUCUCAUUUUGAGAAUAGAAACACCAGUUGUUGAUGGAAGUUACUACAAAUGUUAAGCAGUAUUUAUUUUAUCUGUGUGACUGUUAUUCAGUGAAUGCCACAUUAUUUUUAUGGGAGUUAGGGUAUUUAAAAUAUAUAUUGUGGUGAUACCAUAUUUCGAAAUAUUGUUGCUUUCAUGUAAUGAUGCAGGUUCAUAUUUUUAUUGUACAGUAAUAGUGUUCUUACUUAGUGUGUUAUAAAUAUCUUGUACAACCUCCCACAUAAUUUCUCCAUUGUUUUUAUGCAAAGCCUCUUUUUUAAAAUUUUGAGACUUCGAAUGUAUACGUUGUAAAUGUCUGUUAAACUUUGUCCUAUUUAUUGAUUGUUUAUGGGAGAUGUAUUCAGCAUCAAAGUAUGCAUUAGAGUGUAACCCAAUAUAUUUGUAAAUAUUAUAUGGAAUAUGAAUGGUUUUGUUUAUAUUUUUAUGUAAAGUUUUGUAUAAAUCUUUUAUUGUUGAAAUAUAAUUUAUUGUUAUUUAA